UUGCUUCUUAAUUGUCACCCCCAUAAAAGAAUGGCUGUUUCAUUGUGCAAAAUGAAAUCAACACAAUCCAAAAGUUUUGAUUCAAUCCCAGUCAAAUUCAUGUUCCGGGUCGGCGCCGUGCUUCUUCUCGUGGUCCUGGCCUUCCUCUGGUCUUCCACGACCACCAUUAUCUCCGGCGACAUUGUUCACGUCUGCGUCUCUUCUCGCAAGCUCAACAACCCCAAUUGCCUCUCCGCGGGCACCCAAACACCAAACUUUGAAAUCCCGAUUAUUCCAGUACUCAUUCAAAACACUUCCGUUAGACACCACCCCUAUCUUGAUUCAAAACAAGUCGUUAAUGAUCCUGUUGGUCACGUAGGAGAAGUUAAGGAUGAAGAUGAGGAAUAUGCUAUUAGGAUUGUCAAAGAGCAGAUUCAAUUGCAUCGGUCGUGGGCAUCGAACACCCACCGGGCCAACUGCAGUGGGGGAGGAAUAUAUGUCUAUGAACUGCCUCCAAAGUUCAACAAAGAUUUAAUGGGUCAAUGUGGUGAUAUGGUUCCAUGGCUUCAUCUUUGUAAGUAUUUGAUCAAUGAGGCAUUGGGGGAGCCGAUUCCAGAGCUCGGCGAAGGCUGGUACAAAACUCAUCAAUAUUCACUAGAGCCAAUUUUUCACUCAAGAGUUUUGAAGCAUCCUUGUAGAGUGUACAAUGAAACCGAAGCGAAUCUCUUUUACGUGCCAUAUUAUGGCGGCUUAGACGUAUUGCGAUGGCAUUUCAAAAAUGAGUCCGAUGAAGUUAAGGACGGUUUGGCACUGGACCUUGUCAAGUGGCUCGAGCCACGAAAGUCAUGGGCUCGAAACUCUGGCAAGGACCAUGUGUUCGUUCUGGGAAAAAUUUCGUGGGAUUUCAGGAGAUAUCCCAAUUCCUCAUGGGGGACUAAAUUUUUGGAGCUGGAUCGAUUUCAAAACCCGAUUAAGCUCUUGAUCGAACGCCAUCCAUGGCACGUAAACGACAUCAGUAUCCCACAUCCAACCCAUUUCCACCCUCACUCUGAUCACGAUAUCGUCACUUUGCAGCUUAAACUGAUCCGGUCCGAACGUAAAACCUUAGUCAGUUUUGCAGGGGCAGGGCGCCCUGGCGCCCCAGAGAACAUAAGAUCGAAACUAAUCAAGCAGUGCAAUUCCGUAGACACACAAAAAUGCCGGGUUUUGGAUUGCAGUUCAGGCGGGUGCGAUCAGCCGAAAACGGUUAUCGAUCUAUUCAUGGAGUCCGAAUUCUGCUUACAGCCACCGGGAGACAGCCCGACAAGAAAAUCUGUUUUCGACUCCAUUGUCUCCGGUUGCAUUCCGGUACUCUUUGAUCCUUUCACUGCCUACUACCAAUAUCCAUGGCACCUGCCCGAGGAUCGCGGGAAGUAUUCGGUCUUUAUAGAUCAAGAAGAGGUGAGGGAAAUGAAGGUGAAUGUUAUCGAGAGGCUCGUGAGAGUUACGCUGAGGGAGAGGGAGAACAUGAGGAGAUACAUAGUUUAUGAACUGUUGCCUGGGGUGGUGUAUGGGCAUCCGGAUUCAGAGCUCGAGGAGUUUCAGGAUGCUUUUUCUAUAACAAUUAGUAAUCUUCUUGAGAGGGUGAGGAGAUUGGAGUAUUGACAGGCCGUCUAACACACUUUUGGACGGCUUCGAUGGGCUGCUCGGGCACCAUGUUGGCACCGGCACGUGGUAUCCACCCGGCACCCAAAAAUUUCUCAUUUUUUGUUGUAUUGCUAUUUGUUGGUUUGUUUCAGUUGUAAUAGCAAAAUAAGUCCCUUU
Molecule: messenger RNA, 1782 nt
Organism: Rhododendron vialii
Lineage: Eukaryota; Viridiplantae; Streptophyta; Magnoliopsida; Ericales; Ericaceae
Product: xyloglucan-specific galacturonosyltransferase 1-like
Exons: 1
Coding region: 31-1623 (530 amino acids)
Molecular function (GO): glycosyltransferase activity
Source: RefSeq, a predicted model, not a curated record